CAGGUAAUUGUGGCUGUGCUGGGUGUGACGCUGAAGAAUGUCAAACAAAGAGAGAGUGGCUUUCUGGCUCGUCGUAGCGAGGGAAUAGAGGACUUUUCCAUCCAUGUUAAUUUCCCACAGCAAACACAGCAGUCAGCCAGUGUGGAAUCAACAGUCCUUACCUGCUCUAUCUGGUAGCACUGACAGGGAAAAAGUUAGGGUGAAGGAAUGUUUGACACGUUGUAUGAGUGGUUCUGGUGGGACAGAAUAUGGCUCCCUGUGAACCUGACCUGGGCUGACCUGGAAGACAGGGAGGGCCGGGUCUACGCCAAAGCGUCACAUCUCUACAUCACUGUCCCCUACGCCUUUGCCUUCUUGUUCAUCAGGUAUCUGUUUGAAAGAUGGAUAGCAACACCACUCGCAGUCUCUGCUGGCAUCAAGCAGAGAGUCCACCGGAAAGCAGCAGACAACCCCAUCCUGGAGGUUUAUUACACUACUCAGUGUAAAUAUCCUGCUCAGGCAGACAUUGAUGGACUGUCAAAGAAAAGCUCUUUGUCAGUGAGACAAGUUGAGCGCUGGUUCAGAAGGAGACGGAGUCAGGACCGUCCUGGAGUCCUGAAGAAAUUCAGAGAAGCCAGCUGGAGGUUUGUCUUCUACCUGUCUGCGUUCAUUGGAGGGACAGUAGCAUUGUGCGAUAAAGAAUGGUUUUAUGACACCAGAGAAGUAUGGACAGGUUUCCCAAAGCAGACCAUGCUGGAGUCUCAGUACUGGUAUUAUAUCUUGGAAAUGAGCUUCUACGGCUCUCUUCUCUUCAGUGUUGCCUUUGAUGUCAAAAGAAAGGACUUUAAGGAGCAAAUCAUCCACCACUUGGCCACGCUGGUCCUCUUAUCAUUCUCCUGGUGUGUCAACUACAUUCGUAUAGGAACUCUGGUCAUGCUAGUCCAUGAUGCUUCUGAUGUUUUACUUGAGUCUGCCAAGUUAUUCAACUACGCCAAAUGGGAGAAAACCUGCAAAGCUCUCUUUGUUCUGUUUGCCAUCGUGUUUAUGGUAACACGACUGAUCAUUUUCCCUUUCUGGCUGAUCCACUGUACCUGGGUCUACCCCAUUCACCACUACCCUGCCUUCUUUGGCUACUACUUCUUCAAUGUCAUGCUGAUAGUCCUUCUCUGUCUGCACAUAUUCUGGGCCUACCUCAUUCUCUGCAUGAUCCGAAAAUUUAUGACUGGCUCUCUGACCAGAGAUGAGAGGAGUGAUAAUGAAGAGGAGGAGGACGAGGAGGACGAGGAGAGCAGCCCAACAGAGGAUGAAGGUGAGGAACAGCACAAAGUCGGGAAUGGAUUGGCAGCUGAUGAGAAGGAGGACAAGAAUGGCUGCUUUGGAUGCUUGUCUCCGCCAGAGAACAUCUGCCGCUCAAAGACUGUGUAUUGACUAGGUGUAAUUCAGUAUGAGUCGAAGACGUAAGAAAUAGAACAAUGGUAAAUAAAUUUCAUCAAAUAUGGACCAAAAUAUAAGCAAAAAUGUGUUAUUUAAAUGUGCCUUGCUUUUCUCACCGCACACAUGUACAGGGAGAAACUUUGAGAUGUUUUUGUUGUGGCAGUGCCUCACUGUUCCGCAGGUCCAGCAGAGACCAGCGAACCAAACAAGCAAACAAACCCCACUGUGCUUAUCCUCAUAUUGAGUUUGUUCCAUACUAUUUCUGAAGUGCAGGGCUGGUGCUCUGUGGAAUGUUCUCCAGCCACUUCACCUCACUGUUUCAUCCAUCAAAAAAUGUCUGUACACUCACACCAUUUACUUAUGGUCACAGAGAUAAUGUAGUAACACAGCAGACUGGUGGGAGGCUCCCAACCUGUAAGGGUAACUUUUUCUUUUACUUCCUUUAAUUAAGUCUUAAAUCUAAAUGUCAUCACAGGUCACUUUUGUAAAACAGUAGCCUUGUUUAGUUGAGUUUGCACUUAGGUUUAUUAUUUCCCCAACAAUUUUAAAUGUUAAAUGACAACAAAUCUGGAACCUGAGGAGCUUUAGGUGGUCUGGGAUUUUGGGGUACUUGCCUCCUUGUCUGGUAAUUCAGUUUGGGCCCGUUGGCCUGGGAUGUGUUUAGGCUGGAUUAGGUCAAAGACUAGAAGCAGGAAGAAGUGGUAAUAUUUUGUCAUAUUUUCUAAUUUCAUGGCACUAACAUUGAUUUUUAUGCCCAAAUUCAAAAUAGACAUAAAAGGGUGCCAUAUAAACACACUUGUUGAUAUUGUAUUGUGAAACACUGCCCUCUGUGGGAUUUAGUGUUGAUGUUAAAUGCAAUAAUUUAAACUUUUAGACUGGAAAAAAACUGUUUGGCAGGACUCUCUAUGAAGAUCACUUCUGUAGUGCAUUAUGAGGGCAUUCAUAAGACUUGUCAUAAAACAUUAUAAAUAUAAUGUGGAAAGCCUUCCCAGAAGAGUGGAAGCUGUUAUAGCUGCAAAGCUGUCUAUGUAUUUAGAAUGCGAUGUCAGUAAAAUCCCUGUUGGUGUGAUGGUUAGGUGUCCCAAUACUUCUGUCUUCAUAGAAAGUCUUACCAGCAGUUUUAGUUUAGUUUUGUAGUUUAGUAAAUAAUGCACUUACUUUUUAUAUUUUCCCUUAUGAGAGCCAAAAUGAGUGGGUUCAGUUCAUGAAGUAAGAAAAUCAAAAUGUUACACAUAAAAAGUCUUUCUCUAUGUUGUGUGACUUUGAUCCUUGUUUAUUCAACAUCCCUUAUGAAUGAAUGAAGAUUGUAUGAAUGAAUCAAAUCUUUAGACUGAACUAACUGCACUGAUUUAUUGUUGUCAGUGAUUGCAUCUGUCUGCUGAGCUUAAGUACAGGGUAGCUUUACAACGAAUUUAGUGUGACAGUUUGUAAUACAAACAGACUGAGUAUACCACUAAACUGCAGGCAGUCUUGGUCAACACUCUUGGUUCUCUUACUGUCUUACCUACUGACAUCCAUUUGAACGGUAAUGCAAACAUUAGGCAGACAGAAAACUGAAAGAAAAAUGACUCUUUGACCAGCUGAUGAGAAAUGAUGAGACCUCCUUAAAACAUCCAUGGAUGAGACUGUCCUCAAGUCCACAACCAGAAGAGGUCAGGGUGGAUUGAAUCAGAAUCAGAAUCAGAAUCAGAAAAACUUUAAUUGCCAGGUAGGUUCCACCUAUGAGGAGUUUGUUUUGGCAUGGUGGUGGUUUAUCAGCAUUGCUGCACAGCAGAGGAGGUGAGUUUUCUAAAUCCAAGGCAAAAAAUAUUUGAGAAUGCUUACUCUUGCCUAACAUCAGCAAUGCUGCACCAAAGGAUUCUUUGAAGGAGUCUGUUACUGCUCUCCAUUUCACUGAAGAAAAUAAGCAUGGAAAGCUGGUUGUAAGUUUGUUUGUUAUAUGGAAAUACUGAGCGGCUAUGUGCGUUGAUGAAAUGACUGAUAGUCAGUAUUGUUGGAUCAUUCCCCGGAUGUUAUGGCCAAACAUUUCAACGUUUAAAAAACUGUUAAUGGAGAUAGAUAGUGAAGAGCAACAAUAAAUUGUUCCGUUAAUGGAAAUAAAAUGAUCUUUUGUUUCUUUUAGCACACAGCAUAUGUAGUCCUGUCAGGUUCAGGAUGUUGUAUGAAGUGUUACAAUUUUCACAUGAAGCAUGUAGUCUUGAUGAAUAAAACUGUGCUGUCAGGUCAGUCUGUAUUUUUAUGGAUUAAGAAACACUCUGGUUUGCCUUUGUUCCCUUUAUAAAUGCAUUUAUUAAAGUACCUGGAAGACACGUUUUGCUUCCAAAACAUUCAUACUUAA
Messenger RNA from Scatophagus argus, 3751 nucleotides. It is a transcript of the gene cers3a, whose product is annotated as ceramide synthase 3a. The transcript is spliced from 11 exons. The record is from RefSeq and is a predicted model, not a curated record. Gene Ontology annotation, molecular function: sphingosine N-acyltransferase activity; DNA binding. NCBI's taxonomy places the organism in Eukaryota, Metazoa, Chordata, Actinopteri, Scatophagidae. Gene Ontology annotation, cellular component: membrane. Bases 208 to 1407 code for a protein of 399 amino acids. Gene Ontology annotation, biological process: ceramide biosynthetic process.